Nilaparvata lugens (brown planthopper) is the source of this 3359-nucleotide messenger RNA. RefSeq names its product la-related protein 1. The record is from RefSeq and is a predicted model, not a curated record. Lineage: Eukaryota; Metazoa; Arthropoda; Insecta; Hemiptera; Delphacidae. Gene Ontology annotation, biological process: mRNA stabilization. The coding region runs from base 291 to 2033 and encodes 580 amino acids. The transcript has 2 exons. Gene Ontology annotation, molecular function: RNA cap binding.
AUGAAUAAUUAUAUCAUAAAUUAAUAAAAUGUUAUAAUUUUUUAGUCCUGAAUAUUACCUAUAUUUAAACAAGUUUUCAUAAAUAUUUUUGAUUCAUUUGAUAGAAAUGUUUUUCCUACUAUCAAGAUGGCAAAUAACAAGAUCACGAUAAAUUCAGCAUUUGACAUUAUUGGAUUAUAAGUGAGAAGAAUAGAUAUUAUUUAUAAGAAAUUUAAAAAAUGACCUACUAAAAGGAUUUAUUUGACUAUCGGACAAAAACUAAUUUAAUAAUAACUGCUGCAAUUGGUUAAAUGCGAGAAAAAAUGAGUGCCGCAGAAGAGCCCACAACUUGUUUGGAUAAAGUUGAAGAAAACCCCGAUAAAUUGGAGUGUAAAAACCCCGAAGCCAAGGAGAAAGAGAGAAUCGUAUUAAAGUUUGAUGAUAAUUGGCUACCAAUACUGCGAAGAUCAUUCAGCCAUUCAUACUACAAAAACUGUCUUGAUUUAUGCUUCAAGGAGAGAGAAAUCGAGGGUCACGGUAAGUCAUUUCACAUGAAAAAAAUGUACGCAUUUUGGAUGGAGUUCCUACAGGAUUCGUUCAAUCAAAAACUAUACGUGGACUUCCGCAAAGCAGCCGUUGAUGAUGCAAAUAACGGUAGCAGAUACGGCAUUCAAUGUCUCUUCAAGUUUUUCAGCUAUGGUCUCGAAAAACACUUCUACCCCGAGCUCUACGAAGAUUUUCAACUGUACGCUAAAUAUGAUUACGAAUCUGGACACAUGUAUGGAAUCGAAAAAUUCUACGCUUUUCUGUACUAUCGAGAGGUGAAUACUAUUUUGGAAAUUGAUAACGAUCUUGUCGAGUAUUUGUCAAGAUUCAAAAGCUUGGAGGAUUUCCCACUGUCUGAUUCGACCAACAAGGAUAGAUUGAGAACGCUACUACCCGAUCGCAAAAGAAUGCUGGUUUUGUAUCGGGAAGUGAAGCAAACACCCAAUCAAACACAAACUAAAGUGAUUGUGGUGAGAAACGUGGAUGUGAUUGCCAGUCUUAAAAGCCAAAAACAACAGAAGCACAUUAAUAACAAACGAUCUCAUGUGAGUUUGCAAUUGUUUUGCCCACCGGUUGAAAAUGGCGAUAAAGUGGUUUAUGAGAGAUCUAGAUCGUUGAAUCGGGAGAACGGGAGGUCUACUAGAUCACAAUCAAAAAGCCAGGAACGAAAUGGAGUUGUUUUCAAACCAAGAUCACGGUCAGCACACCGACAAUCGUCUCUAGUUUCAUUUGGACAUGAAACUAACGGAAGAGCUGUCAAGUCACAAUCGUUCAGGAACAGUAAUGGCAUCUUAAAGAAUAGAAAUUAUGAUUGUGAGGACGAGGAGCCGGUUGUGAACUGGGGAAGACGAGGAGAUGGUGUGGUGGUGCAUCGUGAUCACUUCCACGAGCGUCCGCAGCCAUUUUGGACUCAAGGAAGUACUAGAUCGACGGCGUCUCAUCCCGAUCUGGUUCACUACAGUCGUUCUCAACAUGAUGUCGCCAACAGUCCGUUGCCGUAUGUUGUGCACAUGGGACAACAGAGUGAGACAUCUUUCCCGCAGCCGUUGUGUCCCGACUCUAGCAAACAUCCCCAAUACACAUUUGACGAGAUCUUGGGCCGAGACGAGACGAUUCCGAGACCAGAGUUGUAUCCGUAUCCAGUGCUGGCACAUCCUUAUAUCACGAAAGCUCCCCAACGCAGGAACAGCAGUGAGACUCUGUUGAGAAGGGCUGGAGGGGAUAGAUAUGUGAACGCUCCUCAACCAUUCAUAAUGGACGAACCCAUUUUGGUUUAUCUGAUCCUGUGUCCUGAGCCACACCGCCACAACACCUGGGACGGUGGGGAUGGGAUGUCCCACACUUGUGAUCCUACAUGGACCAGUGGACCCCCGCAAACGCCCAUCUACCACAUAUUCCCCUUCCACAACCCCCGGCGGGCACGUGGCAACGAUCUGGUGGUUGCUAAGCAACCAAACAAGUAUCAGUCGCGUGUUAAGGUGCGACAUUUUGUCGCCAGCCAGUUUUGACCUAGCUGACAAAAAUUGUUUGUUGUUCAUUCUGUUAUUUUUUGCUUUGUUGCGCAGGUUUCUCCCUAUUUUUUCUCAUCAUGCUAUUGACCUACUGUUGUACCCACGUGUAUAUCUAUAAAGUUAUUAUUAUGAUGUAGCAAAUUAGAUUUACUCGAUGAAGAAAAAAAGUUUGAUUAAUACAUUUGAACACAUAAGAUUAUCAGUGAGAAUAUCACGAAGAAGAUAAUCACAAAACUAUAUUCAUGUGAAUGAGAUAGAUCAAUAACGUUAUGCUAAACUUGAUCAUUGAGAUUUAUAACAGUAUCUAUUGCAUUUAUCCUCAAAUUAAAAUAUUAAUAAGAUGUACUCAAUGUCUAUGAGACUUUUUUAAUGUAGAUAUGAUAAUUGAUGAGAAUCACCCGGUAGAUUCUUGAUGAAGGCUACAUUAUGCAAUUUUCUCACAAUAAGCCCUCAAUUGAAAUGUGAAAUAUAACACAAGAUUCAUAUUUUUUUAUAAUCAAGAGUAAGAUGAACUCAUAAGCAAAAUAAUCUCAAUUUCUUUUAAGAAGUUACUUGCAAAAAGUAUCUGUAAAAUUAAUCUUUGGCAAUAACAGAAAAUAAUAUGAGGACACGAAAUAAAAAGUUUAAUGCUUAAUAAUAAAAUAAGUAUCGUAGUUAUAAUUAUUUGAAAUAGAAAGUCUCAUAAAAAUAAUAAUUUACAUAUAGAAGAACGUACAGUUUGAGAGGGUUGAUAAAAUUUAUAUCUAUGAGAGAUAGUAAGAAAUUGUUUUAGACUUUGCAAAAAACUACGUUAGGUCUAUUUAUAAAUAGUAGAUACUGUAUUGUACAUAGCUAUACAUAGUAAUGUUACAUUGAAAUGAAUUUCAAUCAUAUAUGUAUUAUACUGUAAGAUGUUGUUGCAUCUAUUUCGUGGGGCUUGCACAUUCCUUUGAAAAUCCUUGACACUAAUUAUUUCAAGUACAAUACUUUGAUUUCACAACUGAUUUUCGAAAUGUUUGAACAAAAAAACUUCAAAAUUAUGGGGUUUCUUGUUGAAGUUCUCCAAAUUCGAUGUAGUGAAUUGCUGAAUAAAUCUUUCAGUGCAUAACACAAUUAUUAUAAUGUAUCUGACAAUGGAUGAAAGUGUGUGGGUAGGCCUAUUGGAAUUGAAGAAUAUAAAGAUUUGUAUGAACUUUCUAUGAAAUUCCUGUAAAAUACUUCAGAUAGAACAUUACAUGACCAUUACACAAUAUUACAUUGGAAACCAAACUGAAUAAUUCAACUUUUUUUGUAAUAUUAUGUCUGAAUCCACUUGUCGUAUUGGAAUAAAAGUUUCGGAAUAAA